Cornus florida is the source of this 1629-nucleotide messenger RNA. RefSeq lists its product as uncharacterized. The transcript is spliced from 8 exons. The record is from RefSeq and is a predicted model, not a curated record. Bases 294 to 1346 code for a protein of 350 amino acids. NCBI's taxonomy places the organism in Eukaryota, Viridiplantae, Streptophyta, Magnoliopsida, Cornales, Cornaceae.
UCAUUGUCGCAGUGCAGGUCUGACGACUCUCAGCCGAAACUUCUCUCACACUCUGUGUAGUAGGGUCUCGUUUCGCUUUUGAUUUUCUUUUUGACUUAAAAUAAACAGUUCAGACCACGAUCUCUUUUUCUCCGAAAGUUCACGUUUUGAUCUUUGAUUUUCGUCUCCUAUAAAAGGGAUUUUGUUUUUGUUAUAUUGUAUUAUGGUUUCAGUUAAAUCCUGCUGGAUCACUGCCAUUGUUUCUGCGGUUAAUCUAUUCCAAUAACUUGAUAUCCCCCAAGGAUCAGGCUACAAUGCGUGCACCAUCACUGCUUGCACAAUGCUUGCCGGGGCUGGUACCCCAGGACCGAGCAAGUCACAGCAUAUCCACAAUUUCUGAGAGAGAUGUGCAUCUCCCCACACCAGCUGUCGAGAUUCUCCCAUCAAAGAUGGCUCACCCUUAUAAGUAUGCUGGGGAAAAUGUAGACUUGCAAGGAGUCAAUGUGUUCAAGGGAAGAGUUAGUGUUGCUGAUAUGAUUGGCUUUGCUGGUUCAGAAAUGAUAUCUUUAAAACCUGAUGGAUAUCUGAAAUCUUGGGACAGCUCAAUUGAUCUUGUGAAUGUCCUUAAGCAUGAAAUUCGUGAUGGACAACUGAGCUUCAGAGGCAAAAGGGUACUUGAGCUGAGUUGUGGAUAUGGGCUUCCAGGGAUUUUUGCUUGCCUAAAGGGAGCUUCUAUGGUGCACUUUCAAGACCUCAAUGCAGAAACCAUAAGAUGCACAACUAUCCCUAAUGUCCUAGCCAAUCUUGAACAGGCUCGUGAUCGGCAAAGCCGACAGCUAGAGAGCCCUCUGACUCCAUCAAGGCAAACUCUUGCCCCAAUGGUGCAUUUUUAUGCUGGGGACUGGGAAGAACUCCCCACAGUUCUCUCCGUCGUGAGGAAUGAUGGACUUGAAGUGCCAACAGGUAUGAGCCUGAGCUUCUCCGAAGAAGAUUUCAUGGAUGGGUGUAGUAGUCAAGAUGGUAGCAUAAUAGGGCAUGAGUCAUCCUCAAGGAGAUCAAGGAAGCUCUCAGGAAGCCGGGCAUGGGAGAGGGCAAGUGAAACAGACCAAGGAGAAGGUGGAUAUGAUGUUAUUUUGAUGACGGAGAUCCCAUACUCACUGACUUCUUUGAAGAAGCUCUAUGCACUCAUAAAGAAGUGCUUGAGGCCUCCCUAUGGAGUGUUAUUUUUGGCCACAAAAAAGAAUUAUGUUGGCUUCAAUUGCGCAGCAAGGCAACUGAGGAGUCUGGUGGAUGAAGAAGGUAUUUUUGGAGCCCAUUUAGUCAAAGAGAUGACUGAUAGAGAGAUCUGGAAGUUCUUUAUCAAAUGAACAUAAAACUCACUGAAACACCAAGUAAUAUUUUGCGAAUUUAGGUUUUAUUUGUUCAACAUAGUGCUAGUUGUACAAUAUGUUCCGUUACUACUUUUUAGUUGUAAUAAUGAGUCCAUUGAAAAGAAAAGUGGGUGAUCUUCAAAUUUUGUUGUCAUGCUUUUCUUUUCCUCGCCUUUGUAAUCAAGUCAUGCCUUGUGUAAAUUUUUCAUUUUAUUUCUCCAGAAUCUUCCUUACACUGUAAAUGCAAAGAUUUAGUGGAUUUGAAAUUUAUUUUUGUGUA